This is a messenger RNA of Pieris napi, 1481 nucleotides long. Its product is annotated as zinc finger BED domain-containing protein 4-like. The record is from RefSeq and is a predicted model, not a curated record. Bases 45 to 1082 code for a protein of 345 amino acids. The transcript has 2 exons. NCBI's taxonomy places the organism in Eukaryota, Metazoa, Arthropoda, Insecta, Lepidoptera, Pieridae.
UUGAUGGCCGACAUACCGGUGAUAUAAUUUGUGACUAUUUUAAAAUGAUGCUGCGGGACUGGAAUAUUCAGAACGAGCAAUUGCACUGUUUUAUUAGAGAUGGUGGAUCGAAUAUGGUAAGAGCAAUGCAUUUGGCUGAAAUACCUGACAUAAAUUGCACAGUCCAUCAACUUCAACUGUGUGUUCGUUCUGCACUCGACGAAACCCAGGUCAAGGACUUACUCGCAAAAUGCAGGAAGAUAUCAGGCCGUUUUAAUCAUUCACAAAUUGCUCAAGAUGAGCUGAUAAAAAUUCAAACGGAGCAACUUAAUCAACCUGCCCUUCGCGUGAUACAGGACUGUGUAACCAGAUGGAAUAGCACAUACUACAUGGUCGAACGGCUAUUGAAGGUUAAAGAUUCUAUUUGCCUGUAUGCCAGCAAACAUAGUAUUCCACAAAUAUCUCCAGAAGAGUGCUUGUACCUUAAUAAAUUAGUGGCAAUUCUCACCCCCUUUGAAGAAAUAACGAGAAAUCUGAGCGAUACAAACACUUGCAUAUCGUCAGUUAUUCCUUUGAUACAUGUACUGAAACAUACACUGCAAAUGGAAAAGGAAAAAAUUGACACAAAUCCAAAUUUCAAGAAUAUCAUUCAAAAACUAAUUGAAGAUAUCAAUUCUAGAUUUUGUGACCUACAAAGCAAUACCCUGUAUUCGCUUGCUACAUAUUUGGACCCAAGGUACAAAUUAAAGUUUUUUAAUGACGUAAUUCAAGAGCAAGUUCAGUCCGAACUAAUACGUUUGCUAACCCUUUAUGACUCGAAUGUUGCAAGCCGAGUUGACGAUGAUGAACCUUCUGUGGCCAAGAGAGCGAGAUUAGCAUCAAAUGCAAGUAAUGUUGACCCAAGCACAAGUUUUGAGAUUUUGUCACCAAUACAAAGUGUGCAUUCCAACCUGGCUGAUAUGUUGAAGAAUUGCAGUGAUGAAGAGGAAUCGGAAAAUGACAGCAUGGAUACCAACAGCAACCUCAUGAUAUGGAAAACACUAAUUAAUGAAUACAAUAAAGAAAAUAGACUCCAACUAAAUGAAGAUCCCUUAUUGUGGUGAAGAUAUAACAUUAAAUAUAAAGUUUUUGCUCCCAUAGUUCGCAUUUACUUAUCGGCGCCACCAAGUUCAGUGCCAAGCGAACAGUUAUUUAGUGCUGCUGGUUUAAUUUACGAACCCUUGAGAAACCGCUUAGAAGGCGAAAAAGCCGCAAAGCUUUUGUUCGUAAAAUAUAAUUUGCCUCUUGUCAAUUUUGAUUACUAAGAUGAAUCAUGAACAUGUAUGUACAAUUGUACACAUUAUAUAUAAUAUAAAUAAAUGUUGCUGACUCUAUUAAUCAUAAAUUUAUUUAUAUUUUCCCAACAAAUUUCACCUCCGCCUCCGUUAACCUUCGCAUCCGCGGAGGCGAACCUCUUCACCUCCGCAUCCGCCUCCGCCUCCGCUAAGUAGGCCUCCGUUACA